This is a messenger RNA of Rotaria sp. Silwood2, 1611 nucleotides long. NCBI's taxonomy places the organism in Eukaryota, Metazoa, Rotifera, Eurotatoria, Philodinida, Philodinidae. The record is from the annotation of a GenBank genome assembly.
AUGCCUUCUAAUGGAUAUUAUAAUGUAUCUAAUUUACAUCUAAUACUUACUAGUUUGAUAUAUUUAUUUACACAAUAUCAAAAAUGUUAUUCAUUCACUGCAAUAGCUCCAACUCCAUCACCAUCUUCAUCAUUAUUAUAUGAAGGUGCAAUAAAUAUUACUUCUCAUAUGUCUGAUGAACAACGUCUUUUUUAUAUAAUAAUGACAGGCUAUGAAAAAGCCGUAAGACCAUUGAAAAAAUCAUCUGAAGCUGUUAUUGUCAAACUUGGUAUUACACUGACACAAAUUUUAGAUAUUGAAUGGAACGAUGCAUAUUUAAAAUGGGAUCCAAAAGAUUUUGGUGGUUUAAAAAGAAUACGUAUACCUUGUCGUCUUAUUUGGUUACCUGAUAUUGUACUAUACAAUUCGGCGGAUGAUUAUACACAAGGAUAUAUGCAAUCAUUAGCAAUGAUUGAUUUUAAUGGUACUGUUUUUUGGCCGCCUAUUGUCAAAUUUCGAUCGACUUGUAAAAUAGAUAUUACUUGGUUUCCUUUUGAUGAUCAAUUAUGUUUUUUAAAAUUUGGUUCAUGGACAUACGAUUCUACACAACUUAUAUUAACAAAUCGAUCAGAAAAUGUUGAUAUGAAUAAUUAUAUUGAUAACGGUGAAUGGAAAUUAUUAGCAUCAUGGACAAUUCUUUCAACGUUAACAUAUCCAUGUUGUGCAGAAGCAUAUCAUGAUUUAAAAUUUUAUUUUCAUAUACGUCGUCGAACAUUAUAUUAUACAUUUAAUGUUAUAAUUCCAUGCAUAAUGUUAUCUGGAUUAACAUGUUUAACAUUUUAUUUACCAACAGAAUCUGGUGAAAAAGUUUCAUUAGGUUUAACUGUACUUCUGUCAUUUUCCGUAUUCAUGUUAGUAAUUGCUGAAUCAAUGCCAGCUACAAGUGAAUUUGUUCCUUUGAUUGGCAUUUAUUUUACAUUUGUAAUGGGUUUAACUAGUCUAUCAGUAUUAUUAGCUGUUGUUUUACUUAAUGUUCAUUUAUAUGGUUCAGCUUUGAAACCAGUACCACGUCGAUUACGUCGAAUACUUUUUUCUCAUAUUGCACCAUGUUUACAUGUAAAAUUACAUCGUACAAUAACAACAAAAGAUAAAAGAAAUACUCAGUGUGCAUCAACAUCAGCAUUACGACGUUCAACAACAAUUUAUAAUGCUGUUUUUCUUAAUGAAAAUGAUCUUUCAACAAAUUCUCAACCAUUAUUAUCAUCACCGUCACAUGUAUUACAUUCAACAACAAUGACUGAAAAUCAUACAGCACCGAUGAAUUCAGAAACACAAAAUAUACUUUCAACAUCAACAACAUCAAAUAUAAAUUCAACACGACAGUCGUUACAAGAAUGUAAACGUCUUCUUUAUGAACUUAAUCGUCUUAUUCUUCGUCCAGGUGAAACACGUGAAGAAGAUACUAUCAUACGUGAUUGGCAAAAUGUAGCCUUAGUUAUUGAUCGUUGCCUUUUUUAUACAUAUCUUCUAUUAACAACAAUAUUAACAGUAUUUACCUUACUUUUAGCACCAUUAUUGAAAACCAUCCCGACACCACCAGAAUAUUUUCGAUUAAAUAUGACCAAAGAAUAA